Molecule: messenger RNA, 1092 nt
Organism: Lolium rigidum
Lineage: Eukaryota; Viridiplantae; Streptophyta; Magnoliopsida; Poales; Poaceae
Product: vignain-like
Exons: 4
Coding region: 1-1092 (363 amino acids)
Cellular component (GO): lysosome
Molecular function (GO): cysteine-type endopeptidase activity
Source: RefSeq, a predicted model, not a curated record
AUGUGGAGGUGUACUAUCCUGCUCGCCGUGGUGGUGGCGAUGGCGGCGGCGCCGGCGCUUGGCAUCCCGUUCACGGAGAAAGACCUCGCCUCGGAGGAGAGCCUGCGGGGGCUCUACGAGACGUGGAGGAGCCACCACACGGUGUCGCGGAGGGGCCUCGGCGCCGACGCGGAGGCGCGCCGGUUCAACGUGUUCAAGGAGAACGUGCGGUACAUCCACGAGGCCAACAAGCAGGACAGACCCUUCAGGCUGGCGCUCAACAAGUUCGCCGACAUGACCGCCGACGAGUUCCGCCGCACGUACGCCGGGUCCAGGGUGCGGCACCACCGCUCCCUGAGCGGCGGACGCAAGGGCGACGGGAGCUUCAUGUACGCCGACGCCGAGAACCUGCCGGCGGCGGUGGACUGGCGGCAGAAGGGCGCGGUGACCGCCAUCAAGGACCAAGGCCAGUGCGGGAGCUGCUGGGCGUUCUCGACGAUCGCGGCGGUGGAGGGCAUCAACAAGAUCAGGACCGGGAAACUGGUGUCGCUGUCGGAGCAGGAGCUCAUGGACUGCGACAACGUGAACAACAAUGGCUGCGACGGCGGUCUCAUGGACUACGCCUUCCAGUUCAUCCAAAAAAAUGGAGGGAUCACCACCGAGUCCAACUAUCCGUACCAAGAACAGCAGAACAGUUGCGACCAGUCCAAGGAAAACUCUCACGACGUGUCAAUCGAUGGCUAUGAGGACGUCCCUGCCAAUGACGAGUCUGCUCUGCAGAAAGCGGUCGCGGGCCAGCCCGUGUCAGUUGCAAUAGACGCCGGUGGCAAUGAUUUCCAGUUCUACUCCGAGGGCGUCUUCACCACAGACGGCGGCACGGAUCUUGACCACGGUGUCGCUGCCGUGGGGUACGGUACUACCCGAGAUGGAACCAAAUACUGGAUUGUGAAGAACUCCUGGGGAGAGUCCUGGGGUGAGAAGGGCUACAUCAGGAUGCAGCGCGGUGUGAAGCAAGCCGAGGGGUUGUGUGGCAUCGCAAUGGAGGCCUCGUAUCCAACCAAGUCAGCACCACAUGCGACAGUCAAGAAAGGGUCUCUUACUGAUGAGCUCUAG